Messenger RNA from Python bivittatus (Burmese python), 2424 nucleotides. Lineage: Eukaryota; Metazoa; Chordata; Lepidosauria; Squamata; Pythonidae. The record is from RefSeq and is a predicted model, not a curated record.
AAAUGUGUGGCCAUGUGAUUUCAGUUUUCCUACUUAGGAUAUUUAAAGUAUUUUAAGCUUCUUUCUCCUCUGCUGCUUAUCCAGCAGAACAAAAGUGAACAGACUGGAUGUAAUCACUUUGUAUUCUGUCUGUGUUUCUGGGACUGCAAAAAGUGGAGGGUGGAGAAGGUCAGACUGAGGAGAACAUGUAGUACUUCUUUUCUGUAAGGAAAGAUCUGUAUGUAUGAUGGCAUCACACCUGGGAAAUAGCUCAUGAGGUCACAACAAGGCUAGGGAAUGUAAUUCAUAGUCUAGUCACACCUUGGCAUCUUUGCUGGGUUCAGAUGUUUAACAAUUGCAGACCUCUGGCAUCUUUGUCUUUCUGGAAGUACCAGUGGGAAAGGAGAGGUGCUUCACAGGAGCACUGAAGGCUCCAAACUAAAAACUCAUAAACCCAUAAUUUAGGUGCUUGAUGUCCUUAUUCUGCCGGAUCCCUAGGGGUUUAGCAGAAGUUCGAGCCUGUCUGCUUAUUUUCCAAAUCUGCUCACUGUGCUUACAGUCAGUCUCAUUGCUUUCUGUUUCUUUGCAGCUUGCUUGCUACGACCAGGCAAAGCAGUUGGUUCUUGGGACCGGUUUACUUGCUGACAAUAUUUUUACUCAUUUCCUGGCCAGUUUUAUUGCCGGAGGAUGUGCCACAUUCCUGUGUCAGCCCUUGGAUGUGCUAAAAACACGGCUUAUGAAUUCCCAAGGCGAAUAUCGGGGUGUUCUGCACUGUGCAGUGGAGACUGCCAAGCUUGGGCCAUUGGCUUUUUAUAAGGGCCUUGUUCCUGCCGGCAUUCGCUUGAUCCCUCAUACUGUGCUUACCUUUGUCUUCCUGGAGCAGCUACGCAAAUACUUUGGGAUCAAAGUGUUGACCUAAGGGAGAAGGGACCUGCCUUGCUAGAAUUAAAAAAAGAUGGGGAACAGGGACUGUAGAGUCCCAGAAUGGCUGGGUGUCAUAUUCUUUCCCUCCUUGAGGUGCAGGCAAAUCUAAGGUACAGGGCACAAUCUGACAUCUUACAGAAAGCCCUUGUUUGGCACCUGCCAGUCUCAGUUAUUGGCCAGCUCUUCAAUAUGGUGUGGUGCCAACUAGGGUAAUAGCCCAUUGAGAUUUUCUGUGACUAGUUCCAAAUGCCUCUCUUCUCUGCCCAUCAGUACCCAGUACCUUUUCAGUGUCAUAGGCUUGCUAAUAUCACAGCAGUCCUCAUCAGCCUGCAACCUCUCUAUCUCCUGCUAUAAUAGCCAGCCUUCCAACAGCCAUGUCUGCUUUAUUUUUACUAAUAUGCUUUCUUUUGUGCUGUCAUUCAGAAAGACCCCCUUUUUCAGUGGUCUCCUGGUCUCAUGUUUAGGCCAUACCCUACCAUCUGCCUGGACAUUUUUUUCUCCCCAGGCAGAAGGGUGUUGGCCCUUAUGUGGGAAGGAGAUUCUUCAUCACAAGUUCAUCCCUUUCUAAACGUUUACAGUUAGGAAAGGGGUUCUGGUGACUGUCAGGGGCAGCUGACAGCAAUAUCAGGCAGGCAGAGACCUUGACCUUACAGUGUCUCCAAUUAUUAUUCAGUAAUAGGGAGAGAAGGAUGCUCUUCUCACUCUGUCCUGCCUGCUCCCUUUCUCCUACCUCAGUCUCCUUUUACCCUCAGAGCUGCAGUCCAAGGACAAGUGGUCCUAUGUGUUUAUUCCCUGUGAUUGGAAGUAGCAUAGGGAGGUAAUGUCCUUCCACACACCCCAGUCUGUAGCCAGCCUAAUAUCCCUCUUCUCUUUCGACUGCCUCUUUAAGCUCGUUCAGCCAAAGCCUCCUGAAACCAAAGGGCCUUAUACUGAUGAGAGGCUGCCUUGGAACACCUCACUAAGAGGGGACCGGCUUCCUGACUGUGUGUAGAUCUUCUCCCACCCUGCAGAUGGGCAGGGCAGCUGCCUGCUUAAAUCCAGAGAUGGGAGGUUAAAAAUGGUGAGGCCUUGGCACGGUCAGCGAAAGUAGCCUAGCAGAUGGGCUCCUUGUUGUUCCUGUGGGAUAUGGGCUAAGGUGUGAAGUCAGAAGGCCUCCAGUUUUUCAAACUACAAUACAUUUGUUUGUCAAGCUUUUUUCCUGAGCCUUUUUGGUACCACUGGAAGAAGCAUCAAAGGCUGUGGAAUCUUCCCAGAUUGCCGUGCUUUUACUGUGACAUCAUCUAGAUCUGACUGUAAUGUUGAUGUGUUCUUUGUUUCUCUGUCUCUGGAUCCUGUUAAUGAAAUGAUUUUUGAAGGUCCACUGGCUUGCGUUGCCUGCCUCCUCAUCCCCCACCAGCCUGUGAAAGGACUGCUGGCCACAUUCAGUGUGCCAUUCCAGUUGGUGAUUACCUUGCAAAUUCCAAGAAUCAGAGCCAGUGACCAGCACUUUAGGAGUCAUGAAAAUAAAGUGAUUGUGCAAAA